Molecule: messenger RNA, 1778 nt
Organism: Mollisia scopiformis
Lineage: Eukaryota; Fungi; Ascomycota; Leotiomycetes; Helotiales; Mollisiaceae
Product: MFS general substrate transporter
Exons: 7
Coding region: 1-1602 (533 amino acids)
Biological process (GO): transmembrane transport
Molecular function (GO): transmembrane transporter activity
Source: RefSeq, a predicted model, not a curated record
AUGUCAACCACAAGCAGCACGACCGAAAAGAUCGAUGGUCCGGCACUUGCAGAUGUUGGAGAAAAGCGGGAAAGUAAAGGAGAUGUAGAACAUGGGAAUGAACAAGUCGAGGCUCCUGAUGAGGUGGGAGAGUAUCCACAAGGAUUCAGACUUGCCAUGGUGAUUCUGGCUCUCGUACUGGCCGCCGUUUUCCUGGUCGCUCUCGACUUGACGAUUGUCGCUACAGCUAUACCUCGCAUCACAGACGAAUUCCACAGCUUAGAUCAGAUUGGAUGGUAUGGUUCGGCAUUCUUCCUCACUUUAGCUUCGUUUCAGUCCUCCUGGGGCAAGGUAUACAAGUUCUUUCCAAUCAAAACAUCUUUCAUGAUUGCAAUUGCAAUUUUCGAGCUAGGCAGCUUGAUCUGUGGGGUUUCUCGGAACAGCAUCAUGCUCAUUGCAGGCCGAGCUAUUGCGGGCCUCGGGGCCUCAGGCAUUUCGACGGGCUGUUACACCAUUGUUGCGUUUGCAGCGCCUCCGAAACUGCGUCCCGCGCUCACCGGUAUAAUGGGGGCAACCUUCGGGGCUGGCAGUGUUGUUGGGCCUCUAUUGGGUGGUGUUUUCACGAGCAGUGUCUCUUGGCGAUGGUGUUUCUAUAUCAAUUUACCCAUUGGUGUUCCAUCGAUCGUCGUUAUCCUGCUCUUGUUCAAGACGCCAUCAAAAGCGCAACCUUUGAAGGCUCCACUGCUGGAAAAGUUCUUGCAAAUGGACUUCACUGGAACCGCCUUGAUCAUGGCAUCCACAAUUUGUUACCUUCUCGCCAUGGAAUGGGGUGGUACUACCAAAGCUUGGAACUCGGGUUCCGUAGUUGCUGUAUUGGUUCUUUUCCCAGUACUGAUAAUCAUCUUCAUACUGAAUGAAUGGUGGCAAGGUGAGAAAGCACAACUCACUUUCAGGAUAUUGAAGGAUAGGGCUAUGCUAGCAAUUUGUCUGUUUGCUUUCUUCUUUGCUGGUUCUUUCUUCACUUUACUCUACUACUUGCCCAUCUACUUUCAAGCCAUUGAUGGAGUUUCUGCGCAAGCAUCUGGUGUGCACAACUUGCCUCUCAUCAUAGCCAUGACAAUUACGAGUAUUGCUUCUGGUGGACUGAUUUCCGCUUUCGGCUACUACCUCCCAAUUCUUGUUAGCGGUGGAGUAGUGACCACAAUCGGCAUGGGCCUGAUCUAUACUCUCGACAUAGGCUCAAAGUCUUCACACUGGAUCGGGUAUCAGGUUAUAGCAGGCUUAGGAGUAGGAUUUGCGUUCCAAGUCCCGCAAAUCGUCGCCCAGUCCAUUUGUGAACUUUCUGAAGUCUCACAGUACACUGCCAUAAGCCUCUAUGCGAUCUUUUCAAACAAACUCGUUCAGCACCUGCAAGUCAACGUUCCUGAUAUCGACCCCAAGAUAGUGAUUGGACUUGGCGUCACGCAGUUCCGAAACUCGUUACCUGCAGCUGCUCUCCCUGGUGUUCUGUUGUCUUAUAUACAGAGUCUACAUGCUGAUUUUAUCUUAGCUACUGUGUUGGUUGCGGUGGCUACACUGGUCAGCUUGAUUGCGAAGUGGGAGAAGAUUAAGCUCAGAAUUUGAGGUACAUGGUCUCGGGCUGUGAUCUCAAACCGGGAAAAUGGGGAAAUAUAGGUACAUUAGCAGGAGGUGGGCUACUACAGGGGGGUAGUUCUCUAUAGGUAUUUGUGGUGGGAAGUUUGGCUCCUUCAUUUCUGAAUCUGUGCUCCUCUCUUGGAGUCAUUGUACCGUAGAAAUUG